CCACAGGCAUGACCGUGGAGAAACCAGCCGCAGGUGUUCGCACCUUCGGCGGCCUGAACAUCCUGAGGCACCUGGCGAGUCUGGGGGCUCACCCCGCCUCCGUGGCUUACUCCAUGACCACGCUGGGAGCAGGCAUGAUGAACAGCAUAUUCAGCUUCUAUGUCAAGCUGUUCCUCAACAAAUACAAGAUAUCAGAGGGAGCUUUCCAUCAGUCACAAGUGGUGUACAUGGUGUGGAACGCAGUGAACGACCCUCUGUUCGGCUACCUGCAGGAUAACUCCCGCGUACCGUGCUGCUCUCAACGUCGUCUCUCCAUCCUGUAUGGUGCUCCCUUCUACGCAAUCGCCUUCCUGCUCGCCUGGUUUCCAUGGCGAGAGUAUGCCCCGGCGGACUGCGGCGACUGGAUGAGCGGCGUCCACCUGAUGGUGGCGUUGUGUGCGUUCGACGGGAUGCUGACGUUUGUGUUGCUGGCGCAGUGCGCCCUCUUUGCAGAGAUAUCAGGCCACCACCAGAGCAGGCUGAGACUCAUCAAAUACAACCAGGUGGCGUCACUUAUAGGUUCCUCCAGUGUUCUAUUCUGCGGCCUCCUCUCCCRGAACAUGGAUGACUUCCCAUCCUUCCAGGGCUUCACUGUCCUGGUGGCCGUUCUGGCUUGUGGCUGCAUGAUCUACACAGGCCUACACAGCGAGAGCCGCUUUGACACCAAAGGGUCAGCACCGGGGUCAAACUACCAAGGUUCUGGCCAAUCAACUCUUUCCUUCUCCUUGGUGACCUCUAUGACCUUGCAGAUCCUGACCAAUAGGGACUUCCAGCUCUUUGUGCUCAUGAACUUCUUUCAGGUCUUCAUGGUGGCAUUCUGUAAUAACUUCACUAUGAUCUUCGCGGAGCAUCUGAUACCCCCCAACGUGCUUCCGUCACUGGCCAAGAGCUUCAUGUAUGGAGCUGGAUUCAUCUGUCCUCAGUUGGUUGUGCUGAGCAGUCAGAGCCUGCUCCACGACCUAGGCUACUACAAGAUCAUCCUGCUCACCUUCUACGUGGAAGCUGGCAUGGCUGCUG
Messenger RNA from Salvelinus sp. IW2-2015, 1056 nucleotides. Lineage: Eukaryota; Metazoa; Chordata; Actinopteri; Salmoniformes; Salmonidae. The record is from RefSeq and is a predicted model, not a curated record.